AUGAGUGUGGAUGAGCAUGGAUGGGCGCGUAGACAAUAUCGCCGUACCAUGCACGCCAAACUCGCGGCCAAACGCCGUGGACAUUGUUGUGAACUUUGCGAGGUGGAGGAGCGCGUAUUCGAGUACGUUGGAGCAGAUCAUGGAGGCCCUUUUCCAACAAAGAUUACACCUUACAAGCCGCUCUCAGAAGAACAAUGGAAAAAUACUUGUCAAGAUACGAUAUUGCAACCAAAACCCUCAAGAUCGCGAAUCCCACUUUUGAGGAUUUGA
This is a messenger RNA of Laccaria bicolor S238N-H82, 270 nucleotides long. RefSeq lists its product as uncharacterized. The record is from RefSeq and is a predicted model, not a curated record. NCBI's taxonomy places the organism in Eukaryota, Fungi, Basidiomycota, Agaricomycetes, Agaricales, Hydnangiaceae. The transcript has a single exon. Bases 1 to 270 code for a protein of 89 amino acids.